ACGCAUUUCGCAGAUCUCGCCAAGUUCUCCCUCCUCCACCAUCCAUGGCGUUCGCCGACACGUCCAGCUCCCCGCGGCAGCGGCAGCAGCAGCAGCAGCCGCUGAUCCCCAGCUUCCUCUACGCCUCCUCCUCCUCCAAGUCUCUCUACCUCGAGAAGAUGCUCGGCUCCUCCGGGCCCCGGUCGGCGGCGGCGGCGGAGGAUCGGAGCGGAUUCCUGAUCCCGUCGCCCAAGGAGCCGUCGAAGAGGGUGGAGAUGUACUCGCCCGAGUUCUACGCCGCCUGCACCUUCGGGGGGACCCUCUGCUGCGGCCUCACCCACAUGUCCGUCACCCCGCUCGACCUCGUCAAGUGCAAUAUGCAGAUCGACCCUGCAAAGUACAAGAGCAUUUCAUCUGGUUUUGGAGUUCUAUUGAAAGAGCAGGGCGUCAGAGGUUUUUUCAGGGGCUGGGUACCCACUCUGCUUGGUUACAGUGCCCAAGGUGCCUGCAAGUAUGGCUUCUACGAGUACUUCAAGAAAUAUUACGCUGACAUUGCUGGGCCUGAGUAUGCAACCAAGUACAAGACAUUGAUCUACCUAGCGGGCUCUGCAUCUGCUGAGGUCAUAGCCGAUAUUGCCCUUUGCCCCUUCGAAGCAGUGAAGGUCAGAGUGCAAACACAGCCUGGAUUUGCAAGAGGUCUGUCAGAUGGAUUACCCAAGUUUGUAAGAUCUGAAGGCGCUCUUGGGUUAUACAAGGGCAUUGUUCCUCUCUGGGGUCGUCAAAUACCAUAUACGAUGAUGAAGUUUGCAUCUUUUGAGAACACCGUUGAGAUGAUCUACAAAUAUGCCAUUCCCCAACCAAAAGAUCAGUGCAGUAAUGGUUUGCAGCUCGGUGUCAGUUUUACUGGUGGUUAUGUGGCAGGUGUUUUCUGUGCUGUCGUGUCUCAUCCUGCCGACAAUCUUGUCUCUUUCCUCAACAACGCAAAGGGAGCAACCGUCGGUGAUGCUGUGAAGCAAAUGGGUCUGGUGGGUCUCUUCACCCGUGGUCUUCCUCUCCGUAUACUCAUGAUCGGUACACUUACUGGAGCCCAAUGGGUUAUCUACGACGCAUUCAAAGUUUUUGUGGGACUGCCAACGACGGGUGGUGUCACUCCGGCUGCUGCCCCCGCUGCUGAGCUUGCCAAGGUUUAGAAUGUCUUAGUGACCAAGGGGAUUGGCA
Messenger RNA from Syzygium oleosum, 1197 nucleotides. RefSeq names its product mitochondrial phosphate carrier protein 3, mitochondrial-like. The record is from RefSeq and is a predicted model, not a curated record. The coding region runs from base 45 to 1169 and encodes 374 amino acids. Gene Ontology annotation, molecular function: phosphate transmembrane transporter activity. Lineage: Eukaryota; Viridiplantae; Streptophyta; Magnoliopsida; Myrtales; Myrtaceae. Gene Ontology annotation, biological process: mitochondrial phosphate ion transmembrane transport. Gene Ontology annotation, cellular component: mitochondrial inner membrane. The transcript is spliced from 6 exons.